GGUAUUUUUAAGAAAAUGAAACUUUAAAAAAAUAAAGAGGUAGGCAUACAAAUAAGCGCCAUAGCAUACCAUAUGCUUAUCACUUAUCACUGGUAGUGUUAGUUUCAUAGACGUCGGUUUUUUACUUUUUAAUCACAUAAACAAUGAUUAUUAUCGCAAUAAAUCGGAAGUGCUCCCCUCGGACAUACCAAUGAAGACAUAAAGGAACGAGAUGGAUGAAUUUGCACCUUCAGAACCCUCUUCUUCAGAAGAGCAACCUACCGGGGAGCGCUGGGAUCCUCUUGGAGCCCCCAACGAAGAUGCCGAAGCCCAAGCUUCCAAUAAUUCAAUUUUGGAAGCAGACUGCUGUAGUUCACAUUGUUUUAUAUUGGAAAAAUUUAAAAGUUUAGAAGAAGAACAAGACUUAUUAAGUUCUUCUCUGUUUGCAUUAACAACACAUUUCGCUCAAGUUCAGUUCAGAUUAAAGCAAAUAGUUGAUGCCUCAAUUGACGAUAAAGAUGAAUUGUUACGAUCACUGGAAGAGUUUGCAUUUCGUGGAAUACCAGACGUGGGUUCGGUUAAAGAACGAAUUAGCGAAGCGAAUUUAGCCGAAAUGAUUCGUUUGAGAAGAACUCAACAGCAAGAAUUGAUCGAAAAGUUGAAAUCGCAAUUACACGAAUUAGAACAGUAUGCUUUCGAAAGUGGGGAAGCCGAUGUUCCGCAAGACGUUGUUUUAGAACGGCAACGUGUCAUUUUGAACGAAUUAAAAAUUAGGAUCAAUUUACAAUUGGAUGAGCAAAAAUUACAUCAACUAACAACAGCCGAUGUUAAACAACAAAUCGAUAUAGCUUUGAGCAAUCUCAUAAAUCCGUUAAAAGUAAAAGAACACUUAGUUUCACAGCUUAAAACUCAAGUUGACGAUUUAGAACGUUUCAUAAAUUAUUUACAAGCCGACACGAAAAAGGACAAAUGCGUUUGCGGAUGCGCUUUGCACACGGUUCAAAAACCAAAUAGUCAUGAAUCCACCCUAGGACUCGUUCAAAGAACUGCUACCUUACUUCAUAUGUUUGCCUUGUUACAACUCGGCUGCGGCCCAAGUAAAUUUAAGCGAAACGACCUUAAAACGACCAACAAAAUUAAUCAUUAUGGCGAUAUUAGAGCACGAUUAGAACUAUCAAUAUUAAAAGUAAAAGAGUUAGCGUCACAUUGCGAUGGAAACGGAAACGCAGAAGAUUAUAUUAGCGAUUCAGACUCCGGACCAUCUAGCUUAAACUCCCAAUUGAUAACUGCCGUGCGGAAGCACUUUGCAACGUGCCUAAGAGAUCUGAUGGAGCAUGGCGCCGUCGAGGCUAAUCACACACACAGCAUCGUUCCAUUUUCUGGGUGCUUUUCCAGAAGGCCUAAAAUGCAAGAUAACCCCGUACACGCCUGGGAAAUCAUCGUAAAUUAUUACGAACUGAAAAACGGAGAACGCUUUAAUUCGACACCGGCAAGGCGACUCUCUCAAAGUUUUAAUUUGGAUAUUGCUGGAGCCUCGGCUAGUUCAACCAAUCAAAACAUGCUUUGCGUGAUUAGUAAUAUUGUUGCAACACAUUCUCAGUAUAAAAGAAGUUAUGAUUCGCAUUUUAAAGCGUUUAUUUGUGCCGCGUUAAAUGCAAAUAAGCUGGUUACUUGGUUAAGUUUAAUUUAUCAAUGUCGUCAAUUGAUUAAUAUGCAUUAUUUGGAAUGGAGUUAUGUCGUUAAAACAGGUUUUCAAGAUGCUUUACAAAGUUUGGAUUCUCUCUCGAAAUUUAAAUUCAAUCUCCCGGUGGAUUUGGCAAUUCGACAGUUCCAAAACAUCAAAGAUGUUUUUACGUAAGAGAAAAGACAUUCCGAUAAGAAUUAUUUAAAAAUUCCUUUCUCAAUUUACGUUGCUGUGAUACCAAAAA
This is a messenger RNA of Onthophagus taurus, 1907 nucleotides long. RefSeq names its product RUN domain-containing protein 1. The record is from RefSeq and is a predicted model, not a curated record. Lineage: Eukaryota; Metazoa; Arthropoda; Insecta; Coleoptera; Scarabaeidae.